AUGGCAGUCAAACGACGGGCGCAUGUUCGGACGCUGGUCUGGAAGAACUUCCUCCUCAUGCGCAAGCACCCGUGGAAGCUCGCCUUCGAGAUCCUCUUCCCCGUCCUCCUCCUCUACCUCAUCGGCUCCCUGAAGGACCAGGCCGCCAACAUCGACGUCCCAGCCGGCUGGUCCGACGACAUGGACGCAGUCUUCUCCCCGCGCCCCAUCACUGCGCCGACGUUCCCGCUCUUCGACCGCGUCGAGAACCCUCGGGACGCCAAGUUCUAUGUGACGGAAGCGACCUUCUCAGGCCUCCUCCGGCGCAUGGCCUCGCGCUCGUAUACAGAAGGCCGCAAGAUGCACGAGCUCUCGCGGGACGACGCGUAUGCAUGCUACACAAAGCUCGUGCGGCAUGGCGACGUGAGCCUCGACGCGUCGUCGGCGCAUGCAGUCCCCGUCGAGUGUCGGGGCAAGGUCUCCCCGUACAAGAUCGCGCUCGUGCCCGACACCGCCUUUACGCGCGCGUACUUUGCGCCGGCCAUCGCAGCCUGGUACCCGCGCGUCCCGCUGUCCAGCAAUAGCUCGGAGAAGGCGUCGCUUCCAAGCUGGCGUGAUUCGAUCGCCUUCUUCUCCAACGAGACGGCGCUUGAGGCCUACGUAAGCGGUCCGUCGUAUGGACUUGAUGCGUCCUUCCCCAAGGUGUAUGCUGCGAUCGUGUUCAAGGACCCGCCGGCGACACAGGCAAUUGGCACGGCGACGUCUCUCUCGUACUCGAUUCGGCUCAGCGCAUCGCUGACGAGCGGGCCGAAAACCAGCACGCUGGUCGUCGAUCCCCAUCAGAAAGCCAUGAUCCCAGCAACCUACAAGAGCUACACGAAGAGCGGCUUCCUCGCGCUGCAGACGCUCGUCACUCGCUUCUUGACGUGUCUCCCGUCAUGGGAUCGCCGUGGACCCGGCGGCUGCACGAACGCCGCCAGCGUCGCCGCACCAAACGCUACGCUCGACGCGCGCUUCCUUGUGCAGGUGCAGCACGAUGCCGACCUUCUCGACGCGGUUAGUAGCGACCUUCUUUCGUCGCUACCGCCAAUCACACAAGCGCUGCUGCUUCGCCCGCUUCGGCAAGCGCCGCAGCCGUACUUUGGUAGCGCCGUCUUUGCGUUUCCGAUCGCAGCAUACACGGCGUCGCCAUUCUACACGCUCAUCGCGCCGUUUAUGCCGUUUGCGUUCGCCGCCUCGUACGUCAACAUCGUCUCGGGGCUCAUCGUCGCCCUCGUCUCGGAGAAGGAGCUCAAGGCGCGCGAGCUCAUGAAGAUCCUCGGCGUGCGCGAUGUGUCGAUCUUUGCCGGCUGGUUCGUCACGUACGGUCUACUCUUCUUCGUGCUUGCGGCGCUCCAAACGAUCCCAAGCAGCCUCCACGUCUUCUCACACGCGUCGCCCGGAUUGAUCUUUGCCUUCUUCUUCCUAUCGGGCCUCGCCGUGGUCGCCUUCGGCUCUUUGCUCAGCGCCUUCUUUUCAAAAGCCAAGACCGGCGCGUACGUUGGUGUCCUCGCCUUCUUCAUGCUCUUUCUCAUUGCCGACGCACUCGCGAACGCAAGUGAAAAUGCCAAGACAGCUGCAUGCGUGGCAGCACCCGCUGCCAUGUCGCUCGGCCUUUCAAUUCUCGUGCAGGCAGAGGCCACGUCCAAUGGCAUCACGUGGUCGACCAUGGACCAUGCGUUUGGCGGCAUCUCGUUUCAGACGGUGUUGGUCUUCCUUGCACUCGAUACGGUGUUGUACACGUUACUGGGUAUGUACGUGGAGAAGGUGCUCCCAAAAGAGUACGGUGUGCCCGAGCACUGGACGUUUCCGCUGCAGUGGUGCUUUGCAAAACGCGAUCUGCGAUCGUCCGAAGCAGAGAGGCUUCUCGCCGAUGCGUCGCCCAUUUCCGACGUGGUUGAGGACGUCUCGUUGGAUCUCCAGCAGCAAGCCGACGACGGCGAUGCACUCGAGAUUCGCCAGCUGCGCAAGUCCUUCUUUCCAGCGUCCGAUGGCGAUACCACCGAGAAGGUGGCGGUCGCAGGCAUGAACCUCACACUGUACAAGAACCAGAUCACGUGUCUGCUCGGGCACAAUGGCGCGGGGAAGACAACGCUCGUAUCGAUGCUCACGGGCAUGCUGCCGCCGACAUCCGGCGACGCAACGAUGCUGCGCGGCCUCUCGCUUCGCCGCGACAUGCAAGCAAUCCGAAAUUCGAUCGGCAUGUGCCCGCAGCACGAUGUGCUCUACGACGACCUCACGGUGCUCGAGCAUAUGACUUUCUACGCUGCCAUCAAGGGCUGCGCUCCCGAGGACGUGAACGCGAAACUUGUGGCUGUUGGCCUCGACGAGAGACGACACACGAGUGCAAAGGCGCUCUCGGGCGGCAUGAAGCGCAAACUGUCGCUCGCGAUUGCAUUUCUCGGCGACAGCAAAAUCGUCUUUUUGGACGAGCCCACGUCGGGUAUGGAUCCGUACAGCCGUCGCCUCAGCUGGGAUAUUAUGCUGAGUCAUCGUCUUCACCGCAUCAUCGUCUUGACGACGCACUCGAUGGACGAAGCAGACAUUCUCGGCGACCGCAUCGCCAUCAUGGCCAACGGCGAGCUCCAAUGCGUCGGGUCGUCGCUCUUUCUCAAAACCAAGUACGGUGCUGGCUACACGCUGUCGCUCGUGACGACCAACAUCGACGCCGUCGUUGCUGCCGUCAGUCGCCACGUCGCCCAUGCAAAGGUUCUCGCCAGUGUUGGCGCCGAAGUAUCGAUUCAGCUGCCGCUCGAGAGUUCUGCGUCGUUUCCGUCCUUGUUUGCACUGCUGGACACAGAUGCGUCCUCUCUGGGUCUCUCGUCGUAUGGCAUCUCGGUCACGACGCUCGAAGAAGUGUUCUUAAAGGUCUCUGAGACCACGCAUGUGGAUGUCGGACCCAAGCCUCGUCUCGCUACUGCCUCGUACGAAGCACCGCCUGUCGCCGCGUCGUUGUUCCGUUCGCACUUUGCCGCACUGUGGCGCAAGCGCUACUUGGUCGCCAAGCGGGACCGAAAAGCCGUGCUCUUCGCUGUGGUGUGGCCGGUGCUCUACAUUGCGAUCGGCAUUGCGCUGCUCCAGUCCAACGCGCUCGUUCAGAACGAUCCGUCGCUUUCGCUCACGUCGUCGCUGCGCGCAGAUACAUCGGCGCCAUUCUCGUGUACGGGCGACGACAAUGAGAUGUGCAAGCGCGUUCUGAGUGCGCAGACGUUCUUCUCGGGCGCGCUGCCGUCUUAUUUGGCGUCGGUCGUUGCUCCCGUGUACCCCAAUCCACACCUGAGUGUCUUUGGCGUGGCGUACGACAACAUUAGCGUCGACGAUACCUCUGGCUUUUGCCUCCGAACCGCCGAGAUCGCGCUCAAGACGUCGCUGCAGGCGGUGCAGUUUGGCGGGUACGUGGCCUACGGCGACGCGUCGCGGCACAUUUGGCUACAACAUGCUUAUCAAGCACUCGUCCGAUACUUUGCUGGCAAUGCGACACUGAACGUCUCGGUGGCCAACCACCCGCUUCCGCUCACGGCGGAAAGCAAGACCGCGUUCACGACCGCGCUCUCGUUCUCGGCGACAACGUUCUUUGUCGUCGCGAUCGCGUAUUUUUCGGCGUCGAUCGUGCCACACCUUGUGUCGGAGAAGCACGCGAGUCGCAACGCCAAGCACCAGCAGCUCCUCGCCGGUGCGAGCGUCCCUGCGUUCUGGCUCUCGAAUCUCGCGUGGGACCUCCUCCUGUACUUCUUUCCGUGCGCGUUUGCGCUCUACGCGAUCUGGUCCAGCGACCUCUCGCCGUUCACGGGUCUCGACUGCCCGACGUGCGCCACGUCGGCGUUUCCAGCUGUCGUUUGCCUCUUUGUGUUUGUCGGCGCCGCGUGCAUUGGUUUCAGCUAUUGCCUCUCGUUCUUUUGCCACGACCCUGCGAACGCGCAGUCGUAUAUCAUUUCGUGCAAUAUUUACCUCGGCAUCUACCUCUCGCUCGCCUCGCUCGUAUUGAGUAGCCUUGCCACGACGCACGAGCUCAACGCGUGUCUUUUGGGUGUAGGAACUUGUAUAUGUCUCUCGCCACUCUUCUGCCUCAGCCACGGCCUCAACAGCUUGAGCUUGUCCGUCCUGCGUCCAAGUCAUCAGAGUGCGUUCGACUGGGACGUGGCCGGUGCCGACGUCGUGUACUUGGCUAUCGAGGCCGUGUUGUACCCGCUGCUGGCCAUCGGUAUUGACUAUCUCCUCUGUUUUCCGUCCAUCGCGCGCCGCUUGUUUCGCGACCCCGUCGUCGAGGCCGAGACGCCGUUUCCAGUGGACCACGACGUCGAAGUCGAAGCCGCGCGAGUUCAGGCGGGCCCGGAGCACGAUGUGGUCUCCAUGUCGAGCCUCCGCAAAGUGUACAAGGAUGGAAAGGUCGGGCUCGCGACUCUCUCACUCGGACUGCCGCGAGGCGAGUGCUUUGGCUUUCUCGGGACCAACGGAGCGGGCAAGUCGACGACCAUGAAGAUAUUGACGGGCGAAAUCGGGGCAUCUAGUGGCAGCGCGCAGCUGCAAGGCCUCGACAUUGUCUCGCAACAGCUUGCGAUCCGACGCUACAUCGGCUACUGCCCCCAAUUUGAUGCGCUCCUCGAUCUCCUCACGGUCCGGGAGCACCUGGAACUCUUUGCGACGCUCAAAGGCGUGUCCAGCACGCACACGCGCCACGCCGUCGAUGCCAAGAUCGAGCAGCUGGGGCUAACGCCGUUUGAGCACUGCCUCGCCAAGACGCUCAGCGGCGGCACGAAGCGCAAACUCUCGGUUGCGAUCGCGCUCAUUGGGGCGCCGCCGGUGCUUUUUCUGGACGAGCCGUCCACGGGCAUGGACCCUGGCACGCGGCGCUUCCUAUGGGAGCUCAUUUCGGACGUCUCGACGCGCUCCAAGACAGCGACAGUGUUUCUGACGACGCACUCGAUGGAAGAGUGCGAGGCGCUGUGCACGCGCGUGGGCAUUAUGGUUGACGGCCGCCUGCGGUGCCUCGGCAGCAUCCAGCACCUCAAGUCACGCUUUGGCGACGGCUUGCUUUUGCACCUCAAGCUCACGCCCGUGACGGCGCGCGACGUCGACGCUAUGCUGGCGACACAUCCCGCGUUCCCAGCGCAGUCGCUCUCGCGCAGCGAGCUCUUGCAGCUCUGUAUGGUGCUGGGUCGACCCGAUCGGAUGCACGGCAUUUCGCCGGACCACGCGACAGGCUACGCACUCGCCGAUACGCUCGAGCGCGGGCUGCGCGUCCGCCCGUCCGAAGUUGGCGCCUGGUGGCUGCGCGAGGACCGAUUUGAGGCUUGCUACGCGCGGCUGUCGACAGCGUUGGGAGCUGUGAACGUGUCGCUCGUGGAGCGGCACUUGGACGUUUGCCGUGUCAAGGUACAGGCGACCGACCUCGGCCACGUCUUCAGACUCGUCGAAAGCAUGAAGGACGUCGUUCAAGAGUACACUGUGUCGCAGACAACGCUCGAGCAGAUCUUCAACGCGUUUGCGAGCCGCGGGAGCCAUGUAGUGCAAUAA
Messenger RNA from Saprolegnia parasitica CBS 223.65, 5532 nucleotides. RefSeq lists its product as hypothetical. Lineage: Eukaryota; Oomycota; Saprolegniomycetes; Saprolegniales; Saprolegniaceae. The transcript is spliced from 7 exons. The record is from RefSeq and is a predicted model, not a curated record. The coding region runs from base 1 to 5532 and encodes 1843 amino acids. Gene Ontology annotation, cellular component: intracellular membrane-bounded organelle; membrane. Gene Ontology annotation, biological process: transmembrane transport; lipid transport. Gene Ontology annotation, molecular function: ABC-type transporter activity; ATP binding; ATP hydrolysis activity.